AUGAGCCGCCAAUUCACCUACAAGUCGGGAGCAGCUGCCAAGGGGGCCUUCAGCGGAUGCUCAGUUGUCCUCUCUGGGAGCAGCUCUCCCUCCUACAGGGCAGGGAGCAAAGGGCUUAGCGGGGGCUUCGGAAGCCGGAGCCUGUACAGCCUGGGGUGUGCCCGGAGCGUCUCUUUCAACAUGGCCAGCGGCAGUGGGCGGGCAGGGGGCUAUGGGUUUAGCCGAGGCCGAGCUAGCGGCUUUGGCGGCAGCAUGUUUGGCAGUGUGGUCCUGGGGCCCAUGUGCCCAUCCCUGUGCCCACCUGGGGGCAUCCACCAAGUCACCGUCAACAAGAGCCUCUUGGCUCCCCUCAAUGUGGAGCUGGACCCCAAGAUCCAGAAAGUGUGUGCCCAGGAGCGGGAGCAGAUCAAGGCUCUGAACAACAAGUUUGCCUCCUUCAUCGACAAGGUGAGGUUCCUGGAGCAGCAGAACCAGGUGCUGGGGACCAAGUGGGAGCUGCUGCAGCAGCAGGAUCUGAACAACUGUAAGAACAACCUGGAGCCCAUCCUCGAGGGCUACAUCAGCAACCUGCGCAAGCAGCUGGAGACGCUGUCCGGGGACCGGGUGAGGCUGGACUCGGAGCUGAGGAGCAUGCGUGAUGUGGUGGAGGACUACAAGAAGAGGUAUGAGGAGGAAAUAAACAAGCGCACAACUGCUGAGAAUGAAUUUGUGGUGCUUAAGAAGGAUGUGGACGCGGCGUACAUGAGCAAGGUGGAGCUGCAGGCCAAGGUGGAUGCCCUGGAGAGAGAAAUCAAGUUCUUUACGUGCCUGUAUGAGGGAGAGAUUGCUCAGGUGCAGUCCCACACCAGUGAUACAUCUGUCAUCCUGUCCAUGGACAACAACCGCAACCUGGACCUGAACAGCAUCAUUGCUGAGGUCAGGGCCCAGUAUGAGGACAUUGCUCUCAAGAGCAAGGCGGAGGCCGAGGCGCUGUACCAGACCAAGUUCCAGGAGCUGCAGCUGGCGGCCGGUCGGCAUGGGGAUGACCUCAAACACACCAAGAAUGAGAUCUCAGAGCUGACCCGGCUCAUCCAAAGACUGCGCUCAGAGAUUGAGAGUGUGAAGAAGCAGUGCUCCAACCUGGAGACGGCCAUCACUGACGCUGAGCAGAGGGGCCACUGUGCCCUGAAGGAUGCUCAGGCCAAGCUGGAUGAGCUGGAGGCUGCCCUGCUCCAGGCCAAGGAGGAGCUGGCCAGGAUGAUGUGUGAGUACCAGGAGCUGAUGAGCACCAAGCUGGCUCUGGACAUCGAGAUCGCCACCUACCGCAAGCUGCUGGAGGGCGAGGAGUGCAGGAUGUCUGGAGAAUACACCAAUUCUGUGAGCAUAUCCGUCAUCAGCAGCUCCAUGGCUGGGACCGCAGGCAUGGGAGCCGGCUUUGGGUACAGCGGCAGCGGCACCUAUGGCUAUCGGCCCAGCUCUGUUGGCGGGGGCUAUGGCUUCCUGCUGGGGGGCUGUGUCACUGGCAGUGGGAACUGCAGCCCCCGCGGGGAGGCCAAAAGCAGGUUGGGGAGUACAAGUGAAAUCAAGGACCUGCCGGGAAAGACCCCAGCUCUGAGCUCACCCACCAAGAAGACCCCAAGAUAA
Budorcas taxicolor (takin) is the source of this 1623-nucleotide messenger RNA. Its product is annotated as keratin, type II cytoskeletal 73. Lineage: Eukaryota; Metazoa; Chordata; Mammalia; Artiodactyla; Bovidae. The record is from RefSeq and is a predicted model, not a curated record. Gene Ontology annotation, biological process: keratinization; intermediate filament organization. Gene Ontology annotation, molecular function: structural constituent of skin epidermis. The transcript has 9 exons. Gene Ontology annotation, cellular component: keratin filament. The coding region runs from base 1 to 1623 and encodes 540 amino acids.